This is a messenger RNA of Thyridium curvatum, 1518 nucleotides long. RefSeq lists its product as uncharacterized. The record is from RefSeq and is a predicted model, not a curated record. Bases 1 to 1518 code for a protein of 505 amino acids. Gene Ontology annotation, cellular component: membrane. Gene Ontology annotation, biological process: transmembrane transport. Lineage: Eukaryota; Fungi; Ascomycota; Sordariomycetes; Thyridiales; Thyridiaceae. The transcript has 6 exons. Gene Ontology annotation, molecular function: transmembrane transporter activity.
AUGGAUUCCAGAACCGAUAAGGAACGCGACAUUCUCGAUGACCGGCCGCCCGAAAUCACCGAAGGCGAGACGGCGCGUGUCGUCGACCAUAUCGCCGAGCGGCAGCUGUGUCGCAAAUUCGAUAUCCGCUUGAUGCCAGUGCUUGCCAUCAUGUACCUUUUCAACGCGCUCGACAAGGGCAAUUUGGGCAAUGCGCAGACGGCCAAACUGAGCGACAAUCUCAACUUCAAGCCGAAUCAGUACAACUUGCUCGUCUCCAUCUUCUUCGUGCCCUAUGUGAUAUUUGCUCCCCCCAUCGCCAUCAUCGGCAAGAAGUUCGGCGCCGCGCGCGUGCUGCCCAUCUUGAUGUUCACGUUUGGCUCCAUGACCUUGCUGUCCGCCUGCGUCAACAACUUUGGGGGGCUCUUUGCUCUGCGAUUCUUCCUAGGCAUGGCCGAAUCGGGCUUCUUCCCGCUGGUCAUCUACUACCUGACGACGUUCUAUCGUCGUGGCGAACUCGCGCGCCGCCUCGCCAUCUUCUAUGCCGCAUCCAACAUCGCGAACGCUUUUCAGAGCGGUCUUUUGGCAUUCGGUGUCUUCCAGAUUAGAUCCAAGCUGCUAGUCUGGCGGUAUCUGUUCCUCAUCGAGGGCGCGUGCUCGGUACUCUUCUCGAUCUUCGCAUUCUGGUACCUCCCUCGCAGCGCAGCCGAGGCCAAGUUUCUCGGUGAGGAGGAAAAGUCGCUGGCCUUCCACCGCAUGCAGGUCGACUCUUCGUCCGUCGUCCAGGAGGAGUUCAACUUCAGGGACUCUAUUAAAAUCUUUACCUAUCCGACAACGUACUGCUUUCUUCUCAUCGAGAUCUGUCUAGGCGUGCCGAUUCAGUCUGUUGCGCUCUUCAUGCCCCAGAUCAUCCAGCGCCUGGGCUACGGACUGGUCAAGACCAACCUCUACACUGUUGCACCCAACGUCGGUGGCGCCGUCAUGCUGCUCAUCCUCGCAUUCAGCUCCGAUCUGCUCCGCAUCCGGUUUCCAUUCAUCAUGACGGGGUUUGCCUUGUCGUUCAUAGGCUUCAUCAUUUACGCGGCCAUCUCCGACGUCCAGGCCCAAUUGCAGCUGGCCUACUACGCGUGCUUCAUGAUGGUCUGGGGCACCUCCGCGCCGUCCGUCCUCCUGUCGACGUGGUACAACAACAACAUCGCGCACGAGGGCCGCCGCGUCGUGCUCACGUCCGUCGGCGUCCCGCUGGCCAACCUCAUGGGCCUCGUCUCGAGCAACAUCUUCCGCGAGAACGAGAAGCCCAAGUACCCCACUGCCCUAAUCACGACCGCCUGCUUCGGCGGCUGUGGGUGCCUCAUUGCGGGCCUGCUGGGCGGGUACAUGGUGUUUGAUAACAUGCGGAGGAAUCGCCGCGCCGGGAGCAAGACGACGGCGGCGGACGUGCCCACGCAGCGUCUGCGCGAUGGGCCCUCCGCCCCCGAGUUUCGCUGGUUCUUCCCCAUGGUUCGGUGGGUUUCUGGUGCGGCGCCGUCUUCGGACUAG